AUGUCGAAGCAACUAACGCUAGAAAGAGUCAUUAACAUUAUUUGGCUGAGCGUAGCCCUGACUUUCUGUUGGCCACUUCCUGCCAACAGCAGCAAAAUCAAAACCUUGGGAUACAAACUUCUACAGAUCGUUAGUAUCAUCAGUGCUAGCUUGUUACUUCUGCCUCUGUUGUACUCGGCAUAUGUGCACACAAACAACGUCAUCAUCGCUUUUAAAUGUUUUUGCCUGGGAUCAGUUUUGAUCCAAUUCAUUAUUCAGACCAUUAUAUGCUUAAUCAACUACGAUUCCAUACAAUAUAUAGUCGAGGAAAUGAUGAUCAAUGUUAAAGAGGCUAAGCAGUACGAAAGGGCGAUCUUCUACAAGUAUAUUAAGAAGUAUUACACCUUCUACGGUAGUUCGAUGGUGUGUAUGUACCUGACCGCAACUACUUUCUCGGCAGGACCUAUGUUCCUGCCCAACUCUUUCCCAUCAGAAGCGGAAUAUUCGUUUCGCGUUGAUUACACGCCAGUGAGAGUAAUAUUGUACAUGCAUCAGCUUAUCCUAAGUUACCAGUGUGCCGCGCAUAUGUGCAUAAGCUUGUUUGGAGCGCUUCUUUUCUGGUACACGUCAGCGAAAUUCGAGUGUCUGGCUAUAGAGUUACAGAAGAUCACAAACGUUCGCAUGCUCGUCGUUUGUCUUAACAAACAAAUACGUUUGAGAAGGUAA
Molecule: messenger RNA, 705 nt
Organism: Eufriesea mexicana
Lineage: Eukaryota; Metazoa; Arthropoda; Insecta; Hymenoptera; Apidae
Exons: 2
Coding region: 1-705 (234 amino acids)
Source: RefSeq, a predicted model, not a curated record